Messenger RNA from Chelonoidis abingdonii (Abingdon island giant tortoise), 911 nucleotides. The record is from RefSeq and is a predicted model, not a curated record. NCBI's taxonomy places the organism in Eukaryota, Metazoa, Chordata, Testudines, Testudinidae.
UGUUUUUUUUCAGCACAAAGUAGAUAGAAUGAGUCAAAUGAGGGGUAAUGUGUCACCAAAUGGCAGUGAAGAGAAGAAACAGUUAUUCUUUCAGAGUUGCAAAGUAUCAGAGUUGUUGUCAUCUCUUGCAAAUGUUGAAAAUGAACAACAGAAGCAUCGAUUGUUUUUGAAGGGAACAUGUGUAUCUCUCUUCCAUACACUGCGUUCAGUAAUAAAAUCCAAUAACUGGAAGACUUCAGUAUAUAACAAGCAAAGCAUGUUACUUCCUGAGCCCACUACUUUGUUACACAAUUGGUCAGAAGAUGAUAUAGCAAAGAAGGAUGCUGAUUCACGAAGGACAACACUGAGACGCCAAAACAGUUGUGUAUCCAUGCGUGUUAAGUGUCUGUCUAAAUCGAAGACAACAAAUUCUGCUGUAGAAGAAAACAAAAACACUGAUUGUGAUGGUCCACUGCCAGUGCAUAUGCUUCCGUAUGUGCUUUUAAUCAAGAAUUGUCUUCCUCUGUCAAUUUCUUCAAUCCAUUCCAAAUGUUGCAAAGCAGAGAUAUUAUGCAGGAUACUAUACUUUACGCAGAGACUCUGGAAAAAGAAAACACCCAAGCCCUCACCUCAGGAUCCUCCCAGUUCUGAAUUCCAGACCACUGAAGAAACACAGUAUGUGAACUUCCUUAAUCUGAAGGAUCUGCAGUGGAAAUUCUAUAAAGGCAUUGCGAAAAGAAAACAGAAAGUGAGAGUUUUAUGGAGAGAAGCAAACUACAGACCUUUCAAACCAUUCCAGAAAAAAAUCAGGAAUGAAGAAUACAUGCUCCCUUUGAUUCCCAAGAACUGGAUAAUUCAUGACUCUCUUCAAUGAGCACCUAGGAGCCCAUCAUGGAUCACGUCCCCAUUGUGCUAUAUGCGGUACAAACACA